GUUCCAGAUUGAAGAAAUAUGUCUCCAGUUAAAAAGAUCAAUCGGAAGAGAAAAAGUAGAGUAGCGCUUCUUGAUGAAGUGGAAGUCGUCAGUGUUCAUGGGAAUGAGGGAGAUAUUCAUGAUGAUGUAUCCAGUUCUGUGAAUACAUCUGAAAUUCUCAAAGCUGUCAUCUUUAAAACAGAUUGCUGCCUUCCAAACACCAAGCUGGCACCCAAAAAUAAAAAUGCCUACCUUCCAUAUAAAGAGGAGGAAUGGUCGCCAUUGUUUCUGUAUCGUACUCCAUUCGACCUAACAUUGGCAGCAAUACGGCAGUCUGGUUCCGAGGGCAUAGGACGUUGUCAAAUUGGAAAAACUUACGGGAUGGAUACGACAACAAAAGCCGGAAAUCGUCGAGUCUCAACAAAUAUCGUGAAUGGGAUCAAAUCAUUUCCUGAUCAUUUUGGGCAAUAUCAGAAAAUGGAAGGCAAAAUUAGGUGUAUAAAGUAUUACUGGAAAGUAGCUGCUCAUCCAGAGAGUUUCAUCUACCUUUUCAAAAACUGGAAAGAGGUGGUUGGUGAUGAUUGUCCGUUUAGGAUUGGCGAAGUUUUGAAGUUUCCGAAUACUAAUUUGAGUACCCUGCGAAUGAGUGAUGUUUCACUGCGGCGAUUGAUUGAUAUAAUGAAAGUUCUAAAGGAGCAUCGUGUUAUUGUAACAGUUCAUCAUCUUAUGAAAAUUAUCACAGAUAUGGAGGUUGAAUAUGGUCUUUGUUAUCAGAUUGAUAAAAAGUCUUUGUUGAAAUGUUUGAAAGCACUUGAAAAGAAGGGCUAUCUACACAUGUUCCAAACCGUUGUUGUUGAGGAGUUCCGAUCGAAUAAAAUUUUAGUUAUCACCGAAAGUGACAUAACUGAAGCAUCACAUCCAGAAGUAGAAGCAGCUAUCCGCGUAACUAUCAGUGAAUAUAAUGAAAGGGGACGUGUGUUUCCUCAUGGACAGUUGAGACUCUGUCGUAAAAAUCCAGGGAAAGAUGGUGACAAAUCACCUGAUUUCACCCUAGAAGAUAUUGAAAUGCUUGAAAAUGACAAUUUAAAAGAAAUGACGGUUGAUAAAAGACUGGCAAUGUUUCGAUUGCAAAUGAUGCGACGCUUAUCCAUCUUUUUUCCUGAGCAGCAAUCUUAUCUUCGGGGUUAUGGCUUUUUUGCGGGAAUCAUGCCCGUUAUUUCGGGUUAUCCAGCACAUAUUUCAUAUGUAUUUCUUGUUUCUUCUUUUUUUAAAAUUUUUGUGGAUGCGCCGAAAUUUUAUCCAGCUAUUCAAAAGUCGUGGGUUCAAGGAUUAUUUUUGAAGAUAAGAGCGAGAAUGUUGCAGAAAGCCAUUUUCGACCAGGUGAAGCACCAAAUAUCACUAGUGAAGCAAGGAUCAUUUUUUCCACAGACCGAAUCUACAGAUGAAAAUGUAGUUUCAGUAGAUAAAAAUAAUUCAAAUUUGGUCUCACCUACUGCUUCAGCAACUAACGAGAAAUUGCCUAUGAAUACUCGGUUACCCAAUGACAUGUACGGUCAACAAAAUAAAAUGAUUCGAUGUUGUAUAAUACAUCAGUUAGUAUGGCAUUGUUUGUACGGAUUGCCGCAAGGAACAAAACCGAAUGUAUGGGAGAGAUUUCUACCUUACCAAGCGCUUGGAUCGGGAAUACCAGUCAAUCAGUGUCCGGUUUAUGUAGAUGAUGAAUCCCCGUACCGUUUCAUACCACCGAUACCACCACACCAGGAUUUACCACAUGGAUGGUUCCUGUUGCAAGAUUUAAUAAACGUAUUGCCAUUAUCGAUUUAUGUGUUGUUUGUGAACAUGAAGAAUAAGGUAGAUGUAAUCGAGCCCUAUUUGAAGGAUCCAGUCUUACGGCAUAUGUUAAUUAGUGACCUUCCAAUAAAUAUACGUAUGAAGUUGUUGGGUAAUAAGAAAGCUGUUUUACAGCUGGAACAUAUUUUGCUUACAUUGUGUGGUUUCGGACUGGCGAGAGUGGGUCCAACUGUAGAUGCAAAGAAAGUAACGAAUAUAGAAUUGCAAUACUUUUAUCUGUCUCGCAAUGGCUAUUUGCGCGAUACAAGUACUUCGCAAAAAGGGUACUGUCGUGUAUCAAUGCCAAUCGAUCAGUACACCAAAUAUGAAUAUGUAUUCGACACAAUGGAUGAUGUAAUCUGUUAUUGGCAUCAUCUACGAGCAAUUGUGCAAAGCACACCAUUAUCGUUCAGGAUGGAAACAUCGCAGGAAGAUGUGCGGCUCUACAAGAAAUAUACAAUUGGAAUGUUCGAUCGAUCUCAAAUUGUGAAACCUUUCGAAGAUUUAUCAACAACUUUUUCACCUGUUUUACCUCAUGAUGGUUGUGCAGGUUUUGACUGCUCAUUUUUUAUACAUUUACGAAGACAUUGGGACCUCAAUCCUCGACCGAUGGAAUUUGUCAGCUGGUUUUUGCAUGAAUGGCGCCGAGCAACUGAGAAAACGAAGUCCCUUAUUGAGUCACGAGUAAAAAAUUACCAAAAUUCGUGGAAUUCUUAUUUCAGAGCUCUAGUACCAUCAGAGAUUGGUAUCUUUCGAAGAACGUCCAGUGAGGGUCAUGCAUUGGUACGAGCAAAUCCCGGUUUUCUUGGUCGUAAAAGUAGCAGUUGCGGUUCUAAGUCGUUUAAAGGAAAGAAAAAGCGUCCAUAUGAUGAAGUUGAUAUUAUUUCAGAGCAGCGCCGUGUACAUUUGAGAAAUAGAUUCACUUCACUAGAACGCAAUAUGUUGAUUCUUAUUCGAGCUGUUAGCUUCUUUUUGAAUCCGAUGUACCGGUUCUGGUUGGAACCUGCAGUGCUUCGAGAUAUUAUGCAUGAAAAUGUUCAGGAAGCGCGUUCGAAAACAGUCCAAAGUUUAAUGGCAGCUGGAGUUCGUGAAAUGAAGCGUGUUGAACGUGUGACAUAUCUUCAGCGGAUUGUCAAAAAUUUGUCUUCAUUUAAGGAAAUGAGGCUCUUGCGAAGCCAGCUUGCUUUUCACCCAAUUUCGGAUUCAGCUUUGAAGAAGAAGGAAUCAGAAAAAUUGCCGAAAACCAGCGAGAGUGAUGAAUCAUUUGAGAAAUUUAUGAGCACUGGUAAAUUAAACAUAUCCACAGAAGUGCAAAAAACUAUGGCAGUGCCGAUGCGAUCGCAGAAACCAAAAGAUUCAAACCAGAUCCGUCACUGCGUUGCUUUCAACGUUGUUGUGGGAGCCUUGAUAAGUGAGCAAGAUUUAGCAGAUAAAAGUAUGGAGUGUAUUUUUGAGAAGUUGGGGGUUUCAGCUGUUACAAGGGUGCUUGAACAGCUUCGUAUCGACGGCCUUAUCACCAGACAGCGAUUCCCGAUUGAAGAUUCAAAAUUUUCUUGGAAAAAUCAGGCGACAUUGUCUUUCAACUUCCGACACUUUUUCAAUCAUCGUUUCCAUCCGGACAUGCUAGAACAGCUUAUUGAAUCCAGCGAAGAAAUGGAACAUGGCACAGAUUUUGCGGCUGAUGAUGAUACCGCUGGCAGUGUUGCAGCUGCCACUAGAUGCUUCUAUGCGGGACCAGUGCUCAAAAUAACGAUGGAUGAUAAUGUACUAGAGUGUUUUGAUGCGUCUUCUCAAGAACAGAUUGUGAACGCCACUAAACAGUUGCGUUAUUUGGAAUCAGCGGAUUUGCAUUUGGAACGGAUAACAGUGAAGCCCGAAGGAGAUUGCACACCAUGUGAUAUUCCUGAUUUGCAGUAUAUUUUCAACUCAUUGAAGCAGGUUUACUCGUCAGAAAUGAUAAGGAACAUUAAUUUUGAUGAUUAUUUGAUGUCACAAUCAAUUCCUUCACGUUCAUUCUUGCGUCGAGUUCACACAGCGAUCAAUGAAUCAAAAUUUGUCGGAUUGUCGAUUGAAGAGUUAGCAAUAAUUUUAAAAAGCAGUGGUUCAAUGGUAAGUUUGGCUGUACAACAAAUGAAAGUAGAUUCACAGUUGGUAACUGUUGGUGUUGAUACGGUACGGUACGUACUUCCAGCUUAUAGUGACUGUUGGCUUGUUCCCUAUGGGAAGCUUGUGUAUGUACCAGCCCCUUGGUUUACGCCAUCAGGUGAAAUUCAUGCACCUGCUGUGAGAUGGAUGGCAGAAGGUGUCCUGUUCUCGAUCAUUAGUCGUCCUGGAUGUCCUAUUGAUGAAUUGAAAAGACGUUUUGCGUAUGUUUUGCAACCACGAAUGUUGCUGGAAAUGAUUCGAAUCUUGGAACUAUGUAGUUGCAUUCGUAUUCAGAAAUUAACUUCCAGGACAUUUAGAAGAAAAUCUGCAUUUGAAAACGUCCAAUUGGAAACAGAUGUAUUCUAUGUGUCUGCGACCAAAAAUGCAAUUGAACAGUUUUCACGAAUAUUUGGUUCGAUACCAUUACCUGCAAUUCUUAAAUCGACUCGGCUAGAAGACAUUUGA
Messenger RNA from Loa loa (African eye worm), 4419 nucleotides. RefSeq lists its product as hypothetical. Gene Ontology annotation, biological process: 5S class rRNA transcription by RNA polymerase III; transcription initiation at RNA polymerase III promoter. The coding region runs from base 19 to 4419 and encodes 1466 amino acids. Gene Ontology annotation, cellular component: transcription factor TFIIIC complex. The record is from RefSeq and is a predicted model, not a curated record. Gene Ontology annotation, molecular function: DNA binding. NCBI's taxonomy places the organism in Eukaryota, Metazoa, Nematoda, Chromadorea, Rhabditida, Onchocercidae. The transcript has 30 exons.